Tuber aestivum (summer truffle) is the source of this 3022-nucleotide messenger RNA. NCBI's taxonomy places the organism in Eukaryota, Fungi, Ascomycota, Pezizomycetes, Pezizales, Tuberaceae. The record is from the annotation of a GenBank genome assembly.
AUGUCUCAAAUUCCUAAUCCAAUGCCCCCUGAGGACAGCCGUCACAUCUUAAUUGUUCCCUUGAGUCAACAGCAUGAGUCAAGGAUAGAACCUCCAUCGCGGGACUCCCGCUCACCCACCCCAGAGCUUCCAGCCAACUUCGUUCCCAAACCUCCAUUGGAUGCCUCUCAAUUCCCUGCUGCCGGCACCAUUCUUACUCUCAUGGAACGCAUGGCGGGUGGAAACAAUAUCCGUGAUCUUAUCAUGGUUCCAGCCGCGACCUGGGACCAUAAUAAUACUCACUGGGAGUUCAGGCUAGCGCAACUCAAGAAACAGCACAGAAAGGAUUGGGCCAAAAGGGAAGCUGAGCUUCGUAGGAAAUAUGACGAGGAGUUUUCUGAGGCUCGCUAUCGUCAAAUGAUUGUUGAAAGAGAAAUAAAAGAGCUAGAAUUCACCAAGACAGCCUCAAAUCAAACCAUCUUUGGUAAGACUUGGGACGAGCAUAAGGCGGAAAAGCAGAGAGUUGAAGAAGGGUCCAAGGCGGCUGUAGAAGCAGCCCAGAGGAGAAUCGAGGAGUAUGAAACACUUGUUGACGAUCUUAGGAAGCAGGUUGGCGAGAAAGAGGCUGUCAUCAGAGCCUUACAGAGCGCCAUCACAGGAAGGGCCGACAGUCAUCCUCCUCAGCAAGCAUUCGGUAAUCCAGCUGAAGUCAGCAUGCCCCCCCAGCAAUUCAUGUAUCCUCAAGCGCCAGUCCAGGGACCCUCAACUGCACUGGUUGUGCGCCCACUUAAUUCCACACCUCUCUCACAAUUUCACAUGCAACCCCCUCCCCGAAUCUAUGAUGUUUCUCAUGAGUCCCCAAGGGGUCCUUCUAUUCCGCCACAAAAUGCAACUCCAUCUAUUAGACACCCUCCCCCGACAGCGCCUCGGGAUCGAAUUGGCUCGCAAGGUCCAAGGGGUGAUGAUAGGCGGACCGCAUUCCGUAAUGAUACUCUUAGGGGUUACGAUAUCCCUCGCAACCCGGGUGGGGCGUUUACUCGGGCUCCCGAUAAGUAUCAUAGUAUGGGGGAUGGAGGCUGGGAUUCACGCGGCACAGUGGAUAUUCAACCAAAGAGGGAGUAUCAAUCAGAUCGUGAGAACAGCAACAAUUCUCGGGGAAGAGUACAGGAGCUAAACCCCCCUCAUGAUGGGAUAGCUGAGGUACGUGACAUGAUCCUUGAGUAUGGAGUGUAAACUAAUGCAAAUCGUUCAGAAACCCUCUCAAAGGGGCCUAAGGGCUGAGGCACCUAUCCGCACCCGAGCGCAGCCCGACCAUCGGCCAGCUGAUAUCACUAAGCAGGGACAACGCGCUGAUCUCUGGAGACCUCCAAGACGUCUUACAACGAACGAAAUUCAGACGGUUCAGAGGAUUGAGCCUAAGAUUGCCUAUCCUACUCCUUCUCAGCCUGCUUCUUGGGCGAAAAAGUUUGUUACACCCCCCGGUGGAAAUGUUCACACCAAAUCCGGCCCGAAACAAGGGAGCCAGCUUACUCAGAGCUCUUCGGGGUACGGAGGGAUUUCCGGCCCUGCUAGUAUGUCAAAGUCUAUUGUUGUAGGGGCAACAUACGUAAGGCCCCCUAUGCCUACGGAGGUCACGAGAUCUUUGGUCAAAGCCAAGCCCGUAACCCCCUUGGAGUCAUCACAAAGCGGCAAGGCUACGAAGGAGGCCUCUCAGCGCAAAGAUUCGAGGUUCUCUAGGAACAGAGAAUCAUCUGGCGUGAAGGGAAAGACUGUGGGAGAUCCGAAACCGAGGAGGCGUGCCAGCUCCUCAUCACCGGAUGGUGCGAAAGCCAGGAAGAGAAGGAAGAGAGAUGGUAGGGUGGGUUCAGAACUUCAUCGGGCAGCUUCUCGUGGCGAGAGAUUAGAUUCUACGGGCUAUGAUGAUGUCCAUGGUUCCUUGGUUGAUUACGGCAGUGUCAGCGAUUCGGAUACCAAUUCAAGCGAGGGUCACAGCAACCUUCGGCUUCGGGGCGCCAGGUCGCCGCUAUUUCUUCCAAAAGUAAAAUCUCCAAAGUCACACAAAAAGGUGUCCCCUCCAGCAGAACCUACUGCCAAAGGGCAGUCAAUUCAUAAUUCUGAAGCAGGACCAGAUGAUCUGUUCGGAGAAGGUGCCGAAGGAUACCUUGGUGAUUUUCCUCCCCAGGAAGGAACUGGAAUGGAUGCCGAAGAAGUCGAAAGGCUCAUUGAAGAGACCGACAUUACCCCAGUGGUUUCGGACUUUAAUAGUAGAGCACCGAGGAGGAUUGAACCGAAGGCUGAACCAGAAGCCCCUGUAGAAGACGUUCCGGUGGUAAAGCAACCUAGGAGUAUUCUGGAGGUCUACGAUGAUGCUAAGAAAAAGAGCAUUAUGGUCUAUAAUUCAAGGAAAUUCAAGAGAGUUUUGACCAUCAGUGUCAUUCCAGACAGAUAUUCCAAGGACCCACCGGGUCCCGAGUAUUUAUUGAAUAAAGUACGUGGUGGACCGCUGGAGUAUGUCAAGAGCUUUCCGGAGUCUCACUCGAUUACCUUCGCUUUUAUUCACCCUGCCGAUGCGCAAGUGUUUUGGGAGUUCUUUAAUAAAAAUCCUGAUGCUAAGGAGUGUGAUCGCCGUUUCAACGUCGAGGUGAGCUGGGCUGAGGACGCAAUCGAACCUCUUAGUAAGCUUCUUAUCGGUGACCUCAUCGCGAGCUCCGCUUCUCGAAUGAUCAAGGUUUACCAGUGCCCUAGCGAUAGGAGCAAUGUAGAGCUGAAGGCAGCUUUUUGCGCGAACGGGCCCAAAGAUGGGUAUAAUGAGGUGAUAUCCGUCAAAGGGAAGAAGGAGAAGACAAGAAGAAAGCAUAAUGGCGGUCUGGGAAUAGUUGCCUAUGUGGAAUGCGCUUCGAUCAUCUAUGCCACUACGCUUAUGGAGGCAAUCAGAAACAAUGAGUACGAGGGGUUCAAUGGAGCGGAGGUAGUGUAUGCGGACGAUCCAUGUGCAUUUAAGGAUGGGGCCCCGAAUAAAGUUGACAGCUUGAGAAGUUGGUAA